UGUUGUGGACCAAUUGAAACUCAUACUGACGUAAUGAAUAAUCACCAUCCCCACUCCUCUCAGGUUUCUGAGGUAUUAUUGCCUAGUCUUUGGAUCGUGGACACUCUCGUUUCAGAUGGUAUUCUUCUUCUGAAGUGUACGAAAUGAAGACGUUGGUUUUUGCGGUAAUUGCCGCCUUCGCUAUCAACCUUGGAGCAGCUGUUGAUCCUCAUGAACACAAUAAAGUUGUUUGUUAUUGGAAUUCAACAUCCUUUGAACGUCCUGGCCCUGGAAAAUUCCAAGUUGAAGAUUUAAGACCAGCAGCAAGCCUUUGUACUCAUUUGAUUUAUGGUUUUGCGGGUAUCAACGCUGAUAGUCAUGAAGCUAUUCCACUGAAUCCUAAUCUUGACACCGGUGCUGGAUAUGCAUUUUACAAAUUUGUUACGCAAUUAAAGAGAACAUUCCCAGAUCUUAAAGUUUACUUGAGCAUUGGAGGUAAUGCUGAUCCUGAUUCAGAAACUCACAAAUAUUUAACUUUGACAGAAACACAGGAAGCCAGAAGUAAAUUUAUUCAAUCAGUUGUUCGUCUUCUUACCGAGUACGAAUUUGAUGGAGUUGACCUUGCCUGGGAAUUCCCACAAGUUAAAGUGAAGAAGAACCGUAGCACAUGGGGAAAAAUUUGGCAUACUAUUAAGAAACCAUUUGUCUCCAAGUUCAAAGAUGAAAAAGAAGAAGAACAUCGCAAUGGUUUUACUAAUCUAGUACGAGACCUCAAGGCUCAAUUGAGAACUAGAAACAAGGCUCUUACUCUAACAGUCUUGCCACAUGUCAAUGCCAGUGUUUAUUAUGAUGCUAGACUAAUAGCACCCAACCUUGAUGCUGUUCAUUUGAUGACCUUCGAUCAAGUAACACCUGAACGAAAUCCUAAAGAAGCUGAUUUUCCAGCACCUAUUUAUGAGAGUUAUAAUCGAGUUCCUCAAGACAACGUAGAUGCAAGCGUGAGAUACUGGUUGGAACAUGGAACUCCCGGUGGAAAGAUCGUCGUCGGUAUUCCAGCAUUCGCCCGCACGUGGAAAUUGACAUCAGAUAGUGCAAUCUCUGGAGUGCCGCCAAUUGUAACUGAUGGACCAGGUGCUGAGGGACCUCAUACAACUACUCCAGGUCUUCUAUCUUAUGGAGAAGUAUGCGCACGUCUUACUGAGAGUUCUGUGGGACGUCUCAGACGUGUGGGUGAUCCUUCUAAAAAAUACGGCAGCUAUGCUUAUCAACCUUACAACUCUGAUACUGGAGCUGAUGGUAUCUGGGUGGGAUACGAAGAUCCAGACACCGCUGGCAACAAAGCAAGUUAUGCCAAGGCCAAAGGUCUCGGUGGAGUGGCUAUUUAUGACUUGUCUACUGAUGAUUUCCGUGGAACCUGCACCGGAGAUAAAUUCCCUAUCGUCCGUGCUGCUAAAUUGAAGCUUUAAUUUUUUAAAACAUAAUUUAUUAAUCUUUAUUACGAUCAAAUAAUAAAUAUUUACAACAUUUUUAAGAUA
Chelonus insularis is the source of this 1514-nucleotide messenger RNA. Its product is annotated as chitinase-like protein Idgf4. The coding region runs from base 144 to 1445 and encodes 433 amino acids. Gene Ontology annotation, biological process: carbohydrate metabolic process; chitin catabolic process. The transcript is spliced from 6 exons. Gene Ontology annotation, cellular component: extracellular region. The record is from RefSeq and is a predicted model, not a curated record. Gene Ontology annotation, molecular function: chitin binding; chitinase activity. Lineage: Eukaryota; Metazoa; Arthropoda; Insecta; Hymenoptera; Braconidae.